AUGUCGUCGCUCUUGGUGACCGUCCUUAUGGUCUCGUCUGCCCUUUGCAGCGUACUCGAAAUCUUUCACCACUCAGAUGCCGCCCUCGCUCGCAGACACGAGUGGUACAACAACCUCGAGAACCUCAAGGAGCUGGGCAAGAUCUGUAGAAACUCGGAUGACAAGCGCAGCCUUCUGGUGGCCCGAGGGCCCCCUGCCGGAUACACCAAUGUUGAAGUUGGGGAUAUCAAAACCGCCCGCUCCGGCAGACUGUGGACAGAGAACCUGGUCAGCUGCAUCGGCAUCGCCAUGAUCGGCGACCAGCACGACGGGAACAAGGACAACCAGAUCCUGGCCCACCUUGUCUACGUGGCUGUGCCCGACACCGGAAACUUCGACACCUCGGAUGGCGCCAAGAAGUCCAUGGAAGAGAUCAUCAAUGGCCUGAUGGGAGCCUUGAAGGACGAGACUGAGCUCCAGCCCAAGCUUGGGAACCAUGCCAAUGAGGGGAGCAUGCAGAUCGACGCUGAUCUGGUCGUCAAGGUGUAUGGAAACAGGUGGUAUUUUUGA
Molecule: messenger RNA, 549 nt
Organism: Anthostomella pinea
Lineage: Eukaryota; Fungi; Ascomycota; Sordariomycetes; Xylariales; Xylariaceae
Source: the annotation of a GenBank genome assembly